GGCUCCCUCAGAGGGCCCCGCCAUGCCGCUGCGGCCGCGGCUGCUCCGCACCUACUCGCGGCGCGCAGGCUACCUGCGCCCGCUGCCGCCGCCCGACCGAUGGAUCUCGCCGCCGCAGGACCGCAAGCGCCUCUUCAGCUCGACCUCCGCCGCCUCCAGCGCCGCGUCCAGCGCCGGCUCCAGCGCCCUGUCCGCUUCCAGAACCGGCUCCACCCCGUCGGACGACCCCGACUUCUCGCCGCCCGACAAGCGCCGGUCGCAGGCUCUGGGUAAGCGCCGUGACUGGGCCAGGCGGCUGCGGACCCGCGUGAAGGAGAAUCGGGGGCUGGCCGGGAAGGAGAACCAGGAACCGGCCGGGAAGGAGAAUCGGAAACCGGAGAACCGGGGGCGGGCGCAGGAGACCAGGGGCCGGGGAAAGGAGAACCGGGAACCGGCGGGGAAGAAGAAAUGGAACCAGGGGAAGAAGAGGAGAGAGGAGCCCCGGGUGUCGCCGCCGUCGCUGUCCUCGUCCUCACCGUGCCCGUCCCCGCCGCGCGGUUUGCGACGCCGCCGGCAGGGCCCGUCGUGCGCGGCGCGGCGGCCGCUGCUGUGCAGCACCCCGCACUGGGCCCCGCCGCCCCGCCGCGCCCGCAGGCCGCUGCUCCCGCUCAGCUCCACCGCCGACAGCAGCUCGGCGUUCGGGGACAGCCCCCCGGCCCCCCGCCGCCGCCCGCCCUUGCGCCUCAGCUCGCUCCUGCUCAGCACCACCAUCGAGGGCGGCUCGGGGCUGGGCGAGUCCCUCUCGCCGCAGCGGCUGCCCCACAGCUCGCCCGAGGAGCGCUCCGGGCAGCGGCUGUCGCUGCUGGGCGCCGGCGAGGAGGUGCCUGAGUGGUUCCGACCGAAAGGCUCGGCUGGGAGCUGUGAGCUCGAGCCGGGGCUGCGGGGGUCCGGCCGUGUUCUGAGGUCGGCGGUGCAGGAACCCUGCCGGGCACAAACUUCCCCGUCCCCAACCACUCCCCAGGAAGCGCUGCCACCCCUUGAGGGUGAGCCACAGCCCCCUCUGCCCUGUGACAGUGGCUCUUGUGAGGAACCCUGUAAGGUUCUAUCUCAUCUCAAAAGAGAUUCGGCAAAAAGAAGCUCGAGCUGUCACCAAGAUCUAGCCAAGAAGUUCCAGCUUGUGCCAGUGGUGGUCCUGGACCCUCUGGAAGUGUCACUAAGAUUGAAGAACGUGAAACUCAACAAGCAGGCUGAUGUUCAACCUGCCUGCCUGCAGCCAGGAUCUCCCAUGGGUUGCCAAGGAAUCUUGGAGAGCAAACACAAAAGGACCAAGGGUGUCCCUGGGGAGGGCAGCACCUGCAGGAAAGCUUGUAUCAGUGGCUUCAGCGCCAGCCGCUGGGGCAGGCACACCAGGUUCCGGCCAAAAAGGCACAAGAAGAGACAGCAGCCCAAUAACUCCUUUAUUGGACUCCGGACUAGGCAAAAACAAACUCAGAAGGGAGCUCUGGAGAUGUCUAUAGGUGUCAGAGACAAUGACUAUUCACUCCUCAAUAGCUCUUAUUCCUGGGCUAGAGUUCGAGCGUCUCUGUCCUUCCAUAAAAAGAAAAAAGUGACCACAGAUGAGAGUUUCUGCAGCAGCAUCCUCUGCACCCCUUCAGGGAAAUCCCAGUUUUUGGGACAAGCCAGCCUGUCUGCUGGUAAAGCUCAGGGCUGCUCCUCAUUGGUUUCCUCCAUGGUCCUGCUGGCUCCCAGGGAUUCCUCUGUCCUGGAGCUGCUGCUUACAGAUGCAGAGAAGGUGUUUGGAGAAUGCAACCAGGAGGGGCCUAUUGCUUUUGAGGAAUGCAUUCCUUUAAAUAAGAUGAAAGAUUGCAAGAAAAUUGGAGAAGGGGUGUUUGGAGAGGUGUUCCAGAUUGACAGUGAGAGAGGACCUGUGGCCUUAAAAAUAAUUCCCAUUGAGGGGACUAAAAAAAUAAAUGGUGAAGCUCAGAAGAGCUUUGGGGAGAUUCUGCCUGAGGUAAUAAUUUCAAAAGAGCUCAGUCUUCUGUCUGAGGGCUGUGUGAACCGAACCAUGGGGUUCAUCAGCCUGUACUCUGUGCACUGUGUCCAAGGGACCUAUCCCAGGUAUCUUCUGGAAGCCUGGGACAAAUUCCACAAAGAAAGAGGCUCAGAAAAUGACCGGCCAGACUUUUUUGGGGCCCAGCAGCUCUUCAUGGUGCUGGAGUUUGAAUUUGGAGGCAGGGACUUGGAGUGCAUGAGGAGCAGCUUCUCCUCGGUGGCAUCAGCCAGGAGCAUUUUGCACCAGGUCACAGCGUCCCUGGCAGUGGCAGAGCAGGAGCUGCACUUUGAGCACAGGGACCUGCACUGGGGGAAUGUGCUGGUCAUAAGAACAGACAUGAAAGAGCUUCAGUAUGUGCUGAAUGGAGAAACACACUCCAUCCCCACAGCUGGGAUCCAUGUCAACAUCAUCGACUACACCCUGUCCCGGCUGGAGAAGGAUGGGCUGACCGUGUUCUGUGACCUCUCCACAGACGAGGAGCUCUUCCAAGGCACUGGGGACCACCAGUUUGACAUCUACAGGCAGAUGAAAGAGGAGAACUCCAACAGCUGGACUGACUACAACCCACACAGCAACGUCCUCUGGCUGCACUACCUGGCUGAUAAACUUUUGAAAUCCAUGAACUACAAGAAGAAGGCAUCAACUCCUGCCCUGAAGAAAAUCAAGAUGCAGCUCAGCAAGUUCCACAAGGAAGUGCUGACCUUUGGGUCUGCCCAUGAUGUUCUGCGCCACAGCAGCCUCUUCCAGUGAGCAGCAAGCCACUGGUGCUGCCUUUCUCCUCUGCUUUUUGUAUGUGUUGGCACAAUGAAGUGUUUUGAUUGGUUCCCAGUGUGUUUAAUACAUUAUCAAAAAUAUCCUAAAAAAUCCCCCCCUGGUGUCUUCAGCUCUGUUUCCUCAGCUACUGGUUCUGGGGGAUGUUGCAGGGAAGAAAACAGAGCUGACCUUGGAAAAGGAGGGGGAAAAAGACUUCUUCAGGCUCAGUUAAUGCCCUGAAUUUCACAUACAUUUUUUUACCAUUUUAGCCUUAGAUUAUUAAAAGUUCUUUUCUUACUGUAUUGUCUUUUUUACAGAUUCUUUUUUAAAAGGUAAUAACCCUUCAGUUCUGGACAGUGAGGACAAGAGUUAAAUAUUGUUGGCUCAUUGGAGACAGAGGGGAAAACCCAUCCUUUUAUUUAAUUUUGGCAACAUUUAUACCUGGAAUGAAGGUACAAAAUGUAAACAUGUGAAGUUUCUGUAAAGGGUUUUAAACCCACUAAUCUGUUUGGUUUUUUUUUUUUUUUCCUCCCUCUCUUAAGGACCAAGGAAGAGGUACCUGAUUGUGAAAAAAAUGACAAAGCACCUGUGUUUCUGAUUUUUGAUGGUUAUAAUGCUGUGGCCUUAUACACUGAUAGGAACUCAAAUCUGUAACCUGGUGGUAGCACUGAAGCCAUUUCUUCAUUUAUCUACACAGGAAAAUGUCCAAGGUAAUAAAUGUUCUUUAGCCCUGACUGCAGAUGGACCAGGUGUCCUAAACUGGAAGCUCUCCUUACAUUAAAUCCCAAUUCCCUGUUUUCAAGAAGUCCUUUGCUAACAUUCCUGUUUAUUAAAUAAACUGGGCUAAAGAGAACAAUAAAUCAAACUAAAGUGAAAAGUGAAUUAAAUUAUGAUCCAAUGACACAUGCAUUAAGAAAUUAAGAGACAGCAUCAUCAAAUUCAUUAUAACUGGAAUGCUCUCUAUGCAGUCUAAUAAAUAAAUGUUUUAUCUAUGAAUCUCAAAGAUUCAUCUUGGA
Messenger RNA from Parus major (Great Tit), 3801 nucleotides. It is a transcript of the gene HASPIN, whose product is annotated as histone H3 associated protein kinase. Gene Ontology annotation, cellular component: cytoplasm; nucleus. The coding region runs from base 23 to 2782 and encodes 919 amino acids. NCBI's taxonomy places the organism in Eukaryota, Metazoa, Chordata, Aves, Passeriformes, Paridae. The transcript has a single exon. Gene Ontology annotation, molecular function: ATP binding; histone H3T3 kinase activity. The record is from RefSeq and is a predicted model, not a curated record. Gene Ontology annotation, biological process: intracellular signal transduction; protein phosphorylation; mitotic cell cycle.